Messenger RNA from Babesia microti strain RI, 1839 nucleotides. RefSeq lists its product as hypothetical. The record is from RefSeq and is a predicted model, not a curated record. The transcript has 3 exons. NCBI's taxonomy places the organism in Eukaryota, Apicomplexa, Aconoidasida, Piroplasmida, Babesiidae. The coding region runs from base 1 to 1839 and encodes 612 amino acids.
AUGAUAUAUAGUAUCAGGAGACUAUCUAGUUUGCAUAGCUGCAAAAUUUGGCAUGAACAUGUAAAUUACUGCAAAAAAUUUUCACUCACCAAUCACAGCACUAACGCUAAUUGCAAUUAUCCGAGACACCGCUCCAUAACUUCGCAAAAUAAUUCUCACAAGCCUGCGACUCAGUCUCUUUCUCGGUGGAUACGGUCAUUAAUUCUGUUCUGGGUAAACAAACAAUCACACGGAACCAAGAUUAGGGAUUUGCAUGCCAUAGAUAACCUAAAUGAACUUUGUAUUUAUUUGUCUAACAUCCAAAUUAAAGAUUCCACCGGUACCCUAGUCACUAGAAAUGAUAAGACCAAAGAGCAGCUACUAGCGCAGCGGUUUGAGACCCUGUAUCUCCUACACAAAAAAUUGUUGGUUCGAGAACUGGCCGGGGGAACGUCCAUAAAACAUCUAGUCAUAACAUUAAACUCAUACACCAGACUUAAAUCAUUGUUCCCCGGGCAUAUCAACCAAAUUUAUGUUAUGUCACAGGAAUUAGUGGAAUCAUUAGCUACUACACUAACGUACAAUGCACAGCCACUUGUGAAUAUAAAUGAACAGGACGUAUCGCUGCUACUGAAUGGGAUGUCAAAGCUUAAUAUCCGACACAAGAUUGUGCUAAAACUGCUGGAAAAUUUAUUGUUGAGACAAUUAGAAAAUAAAACUUUAUUUGUUGAGACUUUUAGUCCUCAGGGAAUAUCAUUGGUAUUGAACGCAUUCCAAAAAUUUGACUGGACAUCCUCUCCAUAUCUGCUAAUGGCCAUAUCGCAAUUUGCACUUAAAAUAAUCAAAAAAUUCACUCUCACACAAUUGUCUGUUACUUGUCAUGCUCUUUGGAAAUUGCAGCUUAGUGACGUAUACAUAAAACCUCUUCUAAAGCAUUUAGACAAGACACUGGCAACAAAUGAUGAUGAGAUUGACUUGAAGAUACUAAGCAUAUCACUUUACACUUUCGGCAAAUUGGAAUACUUCCCAGAAUUAUCUAAGGAUAUAAUAACAAGAGGAUUAGCUAAAGAAUGUAGUGAAAACUUGGACAAUUAUGGAGUGGAGAGGGAAAAUUUGUUAACUAAUGUUAUCCAUGGGUUAUCCCAACUCAAUUGGCAGUUGAAUUAUUUUAUGGAUAAGCUGUUUGACUUGAUUACUGAAAAACCAUUGUCAACUAUAGGCUUGGCCACAACAAUAGUAUCACUUUGUAAGUUGGAUCAUAGACCAUUAAUACUAGCGAUCAGACAUUUUGAUACUCGAAUAAAAUCUAAAGAUUGUAAUAAAUAUUAUAAUUUGUUAAGUGCACUAUUUCAGAGGAUUAGUUUCACAAUGCAAUUGGCUAGAACACCAGAGUUUACAACCAAUUCAUCUACCUCGCUGAUAACAAGCAAACAAUUAUCAAAUACCUUAUUCACAUUUAUCCUAUCCAAUAACACAAACUUAGCGAUGUAUAAUUAUUUACUAGGCAGCUUAGCUGCGCUAGAAACAGCUAACAGUUUAAGCUAUAAGGGGCUGAUUCAAUUAAUCUCAACAGUCCCAUUUUUUUUAAUGGAAGAUUCGAUACUUUCAAAAUUAACCAUCGAAUCCUUGAAGUAUCUAAAUCAAGUUAUUGAAUUACUCAACAUGGAUGCCAAUGGUAUGCUUACAAGUAUCAAUAGUAAAGCAAAUUAUAGCGAAAAAUAUGCCACAAAAAGCUCAAAAACACACCUUUCCAUCGCAAGCACAACUAGGAAAGUUGUUAAACACACACAUAAUGAAGCAAAUGUAUUUAUAGAGUAUAAAAGUAUCCCUUACACAAUAGAUAUUGUGGUUAAAUCGUAA